This is a messenger RNA of Phytophthora sojae, 1362 nucleotides long. RefSeq lists its product as hypothetical. The transcript has 3 exons. Bases 1 to 1362 code for a protein of 453 amino acids. The record is from RefSeq and is a predicted model, not a curated record. NCBI's taxonomy places the organism in Eukaryota, Oomycota, Peronosporomycetes, Peronosporales, Peronosporaceae.
AUGGUAGCUGGGGGCGGUCUCGUGCUGACGCCGGCGCAGCGCACGCUGGUGGAGAAGAGCCGCGCCGUCAAGCAGCAGCGUGCCGCGGCGCUGGAGGCCCAGCAAGAGCUGGAGGCUAGAAACCGCGUGUACGUGCAGGAGAUCAAGGCGCACUGUCAAGCACCGCAGAAUGCAACCUCUCGUCGCCUCAUCUUGCGUCAUGUGGGUGAAGAACUCGCGCGUCAACAGGGUGGGGAGGACGACGACUAUGAUGAAGAGCGCUUCGGUCCCGUGCGGCGGCCUCCGCGCAAGCAGCCGCCAAACCUGUGGGUCCCCAUCUUCGAGCAGGAGGUGGCGGAGGUGCAACAGGCCAAGGAGGAAGCCGAGCGCAAACGUCUCGCUGCUGCAGCCGUGUACCGCGAGCAGCUGGCGCGGCAGGAAGCCGACAAGCAGCGCAGACGCCUCGACGAGAAGGCGACCGCAGACAUGUACGCGCGCGUCCAGGCGGCGCAACAGGCCGUGUGGCGUGAGCAGGAGAAAGCCAAGCAGAAGCAGCGCCAAGACCAAGUCGAAUUGGAGGCUCAGCGCUGGCAGCACGACCUUCGAGCUCAAGCAGAGGCCGUACGUGUGGCUCAAGAGACCAAGGAGCGCAACGAGCGUCGAGCGCUCGAGAGGUUUCGCCUGUUGGGUGAGGAAGAGAAGCGUCGUAAGUCGGAGCGCAAGGCUGCCGAUAUGGAAGAAGUCGUUCGGGUAAAACAGGCAAACGCGAAGCAGCUGGAGCUUAAGCGCGAGGCUGUGCUUCGUGAACAGCAAGAAGACCUGGAGCUACAAAAGGCGUACGAGAAGAAGCUAGAGAUGCAAGAAGCUGCACGACGCGCCGAGCUCGACGCCAUCCUCACAAAGCAGAACCAGAAGGUCAAGCUAGCGCUACUCAAUGUGAAGAGUGCAGAGGAGAAGGCGCGUGAAGAUGAGCACCGUGCACUUGCUGUGCAGGCAGCUGUGCGCGCUCGGGAAGCUGAGCUGCUGGAGCAAAAGGAGCGCAAGAAGCGAGAGGCUGCACGGGUGCAGAUGCAAGCCUUGACGUUGCAAAGAGAAGAUAAGAGGUCUCGCAGACUGUCGCUGGAGCAGGAGGAGGCUGUCUACGCCACCAAGUUCAAGGCGGACUUCCAAACGUGGCAAAAGGAGCAGGACGCGGUGAAGGGAAGGGUGAAUCAACGCAACCGCGAGCACCAGCAGCUGGUGAAACGGCAGAUGGCCGAAGACGCUCGGCGCAGGGCUGAAGAAGAUAAGUACGGCAUGACACUACUGGAGGCGGAGCUCAAUACGAAGCUGCUGCAGAAGGCCGGAAUCGAUUCACCUCCGAAGGACAUCCAUCGUAGGUAG